AUGCAGACCAGAGGGACAGAUGCAGACCAGAGGGACAGACGCAGACCAGAGGGACAGACGCAGAGGGAGAGACAGAUGCAGAGAGACAGACACGGAGAGACAGACGCAGACCAGAGGGACAGACGCAGACCAGAGGGACAGACGCAGAGGGAGAGACAGAUGCAGAGAGACAGACACGGAGAGACAGAAGCAGACCAGAGGGACAGACAAAGAGAGACAGACGCAGACCAGAGGGAGAGACAGAGAGACGGACGCAGACCAGAGGGAGACACAGACACAGAGGGACAGACACAGACCAGAGGGACAGACAAAGAGAGACAGACACAGACCAGAGGGACAGACAAAGAGAGACAGACGCAGAUACAGAGGGAGACGCAGACCAGAGGGACAGACGCAGAGGGAGAGACAGAUGCAGAGAGACAGACACGGAGAGACAGAAGCAGACCAGAGGGACAGACAAAGAGAGACAGACGCAGACCAGAGGGAGACACAGAGAGAUGGACGCAGACCAGAGGGAGACACAGACACAGAGGGACAGACACAGACCAGAGGGACAGACAAAGAGAGACAGAUGCAGACCAGAGAGACAGACGCAGAGAGACAGACGCAGACAAGAGGGACAGACACAGAGAGACAGACGCAGAGAGACAGAUGCAGACCAGAGGGAGACACAGAGAGACGGACGCAGACCAGAGGGACAGACAAAGAGAGACAGAUGCAGACCAGAGGGAGACACAGAGAGACGGACGCAGACCAGAGGGAGACACAGACACAGAGGGACAGACACAGAGGGACAGACACAGACCAGAGGGACAGACAAAGAGAGACAGAUGCAGACCAGAGGGACAGACACAGAGAGACAGACGCAGACCAGAGGGACAGACGCAGAGAGACAGACGCAGAUACAGAGGAAGACACAGAUAUAGAGAGACAGAGGCAGAGAGACAGACGCAGACCAGAGGGACAGACGCAGACCAGAGGGACCGACACAGAGAGACAGACAUUGACAGGCGAAGGACCAAUCGGAGUCUGUCUUUGGACUCUAAGAUUGACAAGGCGAAGGACCAAUCGGAGUCUGACUUACAGCGUGAGCACUGA
Messenger RNA from Carassius auratus (goldfish), 1098 nucleotides. RefSeq names its product U1 small nuclear ribonucleoprotein 70 kDa-like. The record is from RefSeq and is a predicted model, not a curated record. The transcript is spliced from 2 exons. Bases 1 to 1098 code for a protein of 365 amino acids. NCBI's taxonomy places the organism in Eukaryota, Metazoa, Chordata, Actinopteri, Cypriniformes, Cyprinidae.